Molecule: messenger RNA, 243 nt
Organism: Rotaria sp. Silwood1
Lineage: Eukaryota; Metazoa; Rotifera; Eurotatoria; Philodinida; Philodinidae
Source: the annotation of a GenBank genome assembly
AUGAAGUUUUACCGUAUUUUUUUUCAAUCAAUUCAUAUUCAUACUGAUUCUGAUAUGACAACAGGUGAAACUUAUUUAUUAACAUUAUUUAAAUAUCAAAUAACUAGUUGGUUUGGUACAACUUCACAUUUUAUUAUAAAUAAUAUUGGUGAAAUAAAAAUUGUUGAACAAUGUCGUUUAAUUGUUUCUUUUCUUACAAUUGUUCUUGAUUUAUGUAGUCGAGAAAAAGAUCUAUGUCAAUAA